CUUGAAGCACACGGCACAGGGACCGCGCUAGGAGACCCCAUUGAAGUCGGUGCUGCUGUCGGUGCACUGCGUAAAUCCGGAACUGAGGUUCCGUGCACAUCACUCAAGGCAAAUAUGGGCCAUCUCGAGGCUGUCGCAGGUGGCGCUGGGGCUGUUUCGGUGGUCGUG
Molecule: messenger RNA, 168 nt
Organism: Aureococcus anophagefferens
Lineage: Eukaryota; Pelagophyceae; Pelagomonadales; Pelagomonadaceae
Exons: 1
Biological process (GO): fatty acid biosynthetic process
Molecular function (GO): fatty acid synthase activity
Source: RefSeq, a predicted model, not a curated record